AUGUAAGAAUAAUUAGAAAAUAUUCAAGUUCUUUAAAAACUUUAUUAAGUACAAGGAAAUACUUUUGAAGAAGUCAUAUCCAAUUUUAAAAAUUAAUAAAAGUAACAUCUUACUAAGCUAUUUAAAUAUAUAACUAAUGAGAAUGAAUUAAAUUAAUUUUAAUUAUAAGGAAAUGUAAUUGGAGUUGAUUUUGAACAUACUAAUGAUAUUGGAUUUGAUGGAUAAAUUAGUAUUGUAUAAUUUAAGGAUGAGGCAGAUGUGUAUAUUAUUGAUGUUAUUGAAAUCGGAUUAGAAAGUGAAAAAUUAAUUAAUGUCUUAAAAAAUAUUUUUGAAGAUGAUAAAAUAAUUAAAGUAUUUUAUGCAGGUAAUACUGAUAUAUAAUGGUUGAAAAGAGAUUUUUAAAUUACUAUAUAAAAUUAUUGUGAUAUCAAAGAAAUUGCAGAUUAGUGUAAAUUAAGUAAAAUUUAUGAUUAUGUUUAUAAUAGAAGGAGGAAGUGCUUUGAUUUAUCUAUGGAAAUAAUAUUGUGAUCAUUAAGUUUCUAAAUCUUACAAAACUAAUAUGCAAACAUCUGAUUGGGCUGAAAGACCUUUAACUUAAGAAUAAUUAAUUUAUGCUGCUUAUGAUUGCUAUUAUUUACCAUAUCUUAGAUAUGUAUUACUAUAAGAAUUAAGUAAAAUUGACAUCAAAUAGUAAAUUAAAAUUUAAAGCAAAUUUGAUAAAGCAAUUCUUAAAGAAUAUAAGAAACCUAUACUAUCCGAUUAAGAAUUAGCUAAAGUUGUUUCAAAGGAAUACAAUCUCUUAAUGCAAUUAGUUGUUGAAAAUGAUGACAAGUCUCCAAUCUAUUAAUAUUUAUAGACGUAGCCUGUUGCUGUAUAAUUGGUUAAAUUUAUAGGAUUAGAAAUCAUGAAAGUUAGAUAGUAGUAUGCAAUUUAUCAUAAUGAUCCUGUUGAAUGUUUAGAAGAGAAUGAAUAAGUUAUUUUAAUUGCUAUUCAUAUUUAUUAAAGAUUAAAUAUUUAAAAUAUUUAAACUUACAAGUUGAUUUAUCCUGAAUAUUAAAAUUACUAGAAUUAAUAAUAUGUAUUAACAUUAGAGUACAUUUAAAAAUAGAUUGAUAAAGAUUGGGAAGUUUACUUUAAAUCAUUUUGUAAAGGAUUUUAUUAGAGUUUUAUAUAUAGUUUAGAUUUUAUUAAAUUUGGAUUAUCUACAAUAUAUGAAGCUUUAUAAACACCAGAGUCAAAACAUUAAUAAAUAUAACAAAAGAUAGAUGAAAAAAAAUAAAAGUAAGCAGAAUUUGGUGAUAAAUAUACAAGAAAAAAGCCAGCUUAUGGAAAUUGUAAAAUAUAUUCAAAGGAAAAUUUCUUUUUGUGUAAUUGUGAUGAAAAGAAAAUUAAAUGGUAUUUGAAAUAAGGGUUGGCAGAUUUAAUAAGUGAAGAUCCUCCUACAAUUUAAUUGAAAUUUGAAGCUAGUGGAUUUAAAGAAGAAGGAUCUGAUAAAGCUUAAUAUAUAACAAUAGAGAGAGUGAAUUAAUGUGUAAUAUGUGGAAAAGAAAAUGAACUUUUAAAAUUUAAUGUAAAAAUUUGAAUUUAAUUGAUUUUUAGAUAGUUCCAGUUGUAUAUAAAAAACAUAUAUAAGGUAAAAGAUCUUAUGAUGUUGUAUGUCUAUGUUUAAUUUGUCAUCAAAAGGCAAGUGCUUAAAAUGAUAAAUUAAAAUUGACAAUUGCAGAAAAAUAUAAUAUAAAUAUUAAAUAAAAGAAAAAGGAUUCACUUAUAGAAUAGAUAAGAAAUUUAAUAAAAUCUGUUAAAGCAUUUUAUAAGAAAAAUAAAAAUCUACCAAAAGAAGCUUAUUAAAAAUUUUAAACUUAAUUCACUAAUUAAGUAGAAUAAUUAAAAAAUUAAGAAUAAUUCAUUUAAAUCAAUAAAUAUGAUAUAAAUUAAUUGAAAUAUGAAGAUAAUUAAAUUAAUAUUAAUGAUGAAUAAUUUUCAGCAUUUAUUGAAUAUUUGAUUGAAAAUGAAGAAUUAUUUAAUAAAUGUGAAGAUACAACUGAUCAUGGGAAAUUAAUUGUAGAAUAAUUAAAAACAGAAGAAUAAAUAGAAGAAUUUUUAGUAUUUUGGAGAGAUAAUUUUAUAAGUAUUAAGUUAAUAUUUAAUAUUUAGAUGAAAUGAAACCUUAAUAUUUAAAUGAGGCAUGGGCAAUUGAUCAUAAAUUUAAAAGAACUUUUGGAGAAAAAUCAUAAUAUAAUCCUAAUAAUUAAUAACAAUUAGAUGAUUAAGAAUGA
This is a messenger RNA of Paramecium primaurelia, 2276 nucleotides long. The record is from the annotation of a GenBank genome assembly. Lineage: Eukaryota; Ciliophora; Oligohymenophorea; Peniculida; Parameciidae.